UCAAUCCACCAAAUCACCGGCUCAAUUGCUUAUCGCCCUCCCAAAUCACAUCAUUCUCCUACGGGGAUUCUCUUCUGAUCGGACUCCUCGCAGGCGCCUCGACACUCUCAUCCGUCGACUUUGGCUCCUUCUUUCCCAGUUGGUGUCAGGUCUCUCCAUCUCUCUCUCAGUACGCUGAAGAUAAUGGGCAGCGGGAGUAGGAGAGAACGUUCUCGUAGGUCAAGGCGAAGUUCGGACGAUUCUGAAUCUGAAUCAUCUUUCCUGUCCGAUGAGUCAGGUAGCCGUCAAUCAUCGCCCGAAAGGGGCUCUGACAAGCGCCGGAGUAGUCAUCGUAGUCGUAGCAGUAGUCGGCGGUCGCAGCGUCGGAGCGCACCAGCCGAGCAGGACUCAGAUGAUAGUGACCAACGGAGUCGCAAGAAGAAAAGCUCCUCGAGGAUCAUUACUGAAGAAGAAAUACAAGAGUACUUGGCGAAAAAGGCUCAGAGAAAGGCAAUGAAAGUUGCAAAAAAAUUGAAAACCCAUACUGUCUCGGGUUAUGCGAACGAUUCAAAUCCAUUCGGUGAUUCUAAUCUCAAUGAGAAAUUUGUCUGGAGAAAGAAAAUAGAGCGAGAUGUUUCUCAAGGUAUUCCGCUCGAUAAUUUUUCGGUCAAGGCUGAGAAAAAGAGACAGAGAGAAAGGAUGGCAGAAAUUGAAAAGGUGAAGAAAAGAAGGGAAGAAAGGGCGCUUGAGAAAGCACAACAUGAGGAAGAAAUGGCAAUAUUAGCCAGAGAACGUGCUCGAGCUGAGUUCCAGGACUGGGAAAAAAAGGAAGAAGAGUUUCAUUUUGACCAAAGCAAAGUCAGGUCAGAGAUUAGAUUGCGUGAAGGGCGUGCCAAGCCAAUUGAUAUCCUAACCAAACACCUCAGUGGAUCAGACGACUUGGAUAUUGAAAUAAAUGAACCAUACAUGGUUUUCAAGGGCUUGACUGUGAAAGAAAUGGAAGAGCUUCGUGAUGAUAUCAAAAUGCAUCUUGACCUUGACAGGGAGACACCAACCCACGUGGAAUACUGGGAGGCACUCCUUGUGGUAUGUGAUUGGGAGCUUGCUGAAGCUCGUAAAAAGGAUGCUCUUGAUCGAGCUAGGGUGCGUGGGGAAGAACCACCUGCUGAGUUGCUUGCCGAAGAAAGAGGUCUGCAUGCCAGUGUUGAGGCAGAGGUGAAGAAUCUCUUGCAAGGGAAGACAUGUGCUGAAUUAGAGGCUAUGCGAGUGCAUAUAGAGUCUCAAAUGAGUAGUGGUACAGCGAAAGUGGUUGAGUAUUGGGAAGCUGUUUUAAAACGCCUCCACAUAUAUAAGGCCAAGGCUACUUUAAAGGAAAUCCAUGAAAAAAUGUUACGGAAGCAUUUGCAACGCCUUGAGCAACCAUUGGAGGGUGAGCACAAAUUGGAGAAUGCUUAUGAUUCAAAAUCUGAAGUGGAGGAUAUUCAGGAUGAUGUUAAAGUUCAAUCAGUAGAUGAAACAUAUUCACCAGAACCCAUGAAAGGAGAGGAUCAAGAAGCUGAAGAUGAGCCCGGGUCCUUUUCACCAGUACUGUUGCAUGGUGAUGAAAAUGAGGAAGCUAUUGAUCCUGAAGAGGAUAGGGCUGUCCUGGAGCGUAAACGUAUGGCUGUAAUGGAGGAGCAGCAAAGACGAAUCCAAGAAGCAAUGGCAUCAAAGCCUGCUCCAUCUGAAGAUAAUUUUGAGAUGAAGGCUAUGAAAGCUAUGGGAGCCAUGGAAGAAGGAGAUGCACUUUUUGGCUCUGGAGCUGAAGUGAACCUAGAUUCACAGGUUUAUUGGUGGCAUGACAAAUACCGGCCCAGAAAGCCAAAAUAUUUUAACCGUGUCCACACUGGAUAUGAGUGGAACAAAUAUAACCAGACUCACUAUGAUCAUGACAACCCACCUCCAAAGAUUGUACAGGGAUAUAAAUUUAAUAUUUUCUAUCCAGACCUUGUAGACAAGACUAAGGCCCCAACCUACACUAUUGAGAAGGAUGGCAGCAAUGGUGAGACAUGCAUCAUAAGAUUCCAUGCAGGGCCUCCAUACGAGGACAUAGCUUUCCGAAUUGUGAACAAAGAAUGGGAAUAUUCUCACAAGAAAGGGUUUAAAUGUACAUUUGAGCGUGGAAUUUUACAUGUGUACUUCAACUUCAAACGCUACCGUUACCGCAGAUAAUUUUAGGUGCUGGUUUGCUGGGAUUAUGCCAAUGGUGCGGGCAGUGGAGAUAUAUGUCUUGGGCAAUUGACGGCUUGCAGACUCUUUUUUUUUUUUUUUUUUGGGUAAGAGUUCCCAGCUAGUAUCCAGAUUUGUCAUAGGAUUGUAGAUGAUUUAAAAGUUAAAUGGAAACAUCUUUUGGUUGUAGAAAUGUAUGUUCUAAGUCUUCAGGCAGAAACGAUUUAACAUCUGUUAGUUUGGGUCUGUUUCAUUCAGACCUUAAUUCAUUGUUACACCAAUUGUAUAAUUUUGUACAAAGGGCAGUGCUCCUUUUAAUAUAUAUGGUGAUUUUGGGGUAAUAUAAAUUUUCACCUUUCUUUUGGGCGAAAAAAAAUC
This is a messenger RNA of Prosopis cineraria, 2565 nucleotides long. Its product is annotated as splicing factor Cactin-like. The coding region runs from base 184 to 2190 and encodes 668 amino acids. Gene Ontology annotation, biological process: mRNA cis splicing, via spliceosome. Gene Ontology annotation, molecular function: protein binding. Lineage: Eukaryota; Viridiplantae; Streptophyta; Magnoliopsida; Fabales; Fabaceae. The record is from RefSeq and is a predicted model, not a curated record. Gene Ontology annotation, cellular component: spliceosomal complex; cytoplasm. The transcript is spliced from 13 exons.